Gongylonema pulchrum is the source of this 876-nucleotide messenger RNA. The record is from the annotation of a GenBank genome assembly. NCBI's taxonomy places the organism in Eukaryota, Metazoa, Nematoda, Chromadorea, Rhabditida, Gongylonematidae.
AUGACAUAUGCUGAGGAAGAGGAGGCUGGUUGUUCGCAUUGGGUUACAGAGGAACGAAUAGUCAAGAAGAAACCCCGGAAACGAAGAUUCGAACUUCAGGCCAUAUUGAGAGAAGAGAUUGUUCGCGAACAAUUGCCACUUAUCGAAUAUUAUACCGCAGCUGUCCAGGACAAAUGCACAAUUGGUCCGUUGCUGCAGAUUUUGCCGCCUAUGCCAUCUGAAGCAAAUCAUCUGAAGCGCAUCAGAGACGGGCAAAUUCUCAUUCAUCCUGCAACUGAGCCGCUUUCCGAGGAUCUGCUAGAAAAGCUACGCAGCGCACACGGGGCGUCAAUUGAAAAAGUAUUGGUUCCUGCAUGUAAGCCAGUUACAAGAAGGCAAUUCCUAUGGGCGAAACAUUAUUGGCCGACAAGUUUUCAUCCGAACGAGCGCUAUGAAGCUUUGCUAAGUGGGAAUUUUUUCACUACUGAAGAACAGAAAAGGAUAAUCGAGUUUUAUUUGGAAUCGGAAAAAAUUGGGGGCGGUGGACCAGGCUGUGUUAUUGUGGAUUUAAAAGGUGAAGUAGUGGCAAAAAGUGGCGUUCGGAAUGUCCCUCUCGGCCAUGCUGUUAUGUCAGCCAUUUCCGAUCUUUGUGAAAAACAUCGUACUGGAGACAGUGAUGUGCUGCAGUACCUGGGAACCGGAUACGAUGUAUACAUGACAGAUGAGCCAUGUGCAAUGUGUGCAAUGGCUUUAGUGCAUUUUCGUGUUGGUAGAGUAUUCUACGGGAAGCGCAGUGCAAAAAGUGGGGUGUAUGAGUCGUGUUGGAGAAUACAGGAGGAGAAACAAUUGAAUCACCAUUAUUCCGUAUUUCGAAUUGACGAAUUAUUUGACGUAUGA